Didymodactylos carnosus is the source of this 1368-nucleotide messenger RNA. The record is from the annotation of a GenBank genome assembly. Lineage: Eukaryota; Metazoa; Rotifera; Eurotatoria; Philodinida; Philodinidae.
AUGUCUCCUAAUGUUUAUAAACAAUCAAACGAGCUACUACUCUUAGUUGUUGGCUAUGGUUCAUUGAAACGUCUGAACAUUUUCAAACAAUUACAUCAACUCAUUCAACAACAACGUCAAACAAUAACUUUACUUUGUUUACAUGAAGAAAUUGCCACGUGGUUAUAUCCGUCAUUGAUUCAACACUGGAUCGUGGUACCUCAUUUUCAAUCAACAACACCGUAUGAAUCUGUUUCGGCUAUUCAAAAGUAUUUGUCUGAAUAUUUUCCACAUCAUAAAGAACAACCCAAUGCUAUUCUAACAUUCGAUGAAGAUUGUGUUGUGUUGACUAAUUUUCUCUCAUUUCAUUAUCAUUUACCAACAACAUGUUCAACAAUGGAACAAAUUAUGAAUGUUAAAGAUAAAUAUAAAUUGAGACAAUAUUGUCAACAAUGGAAUGAACAGCAUUCUCCAGUUGAAUCCAUUCCUGUACCAUUUUUCACACAAACCCAGUCAACAAGUCGUGAAACACAACAACAAUUUAAAAUGCAUCCACAUUUAAGAAAUAAUCCCAAUCGGAAAUUUAUUAUGAAACCAAGAGUAGGUGCUGGCAAAUGUUUUAUCUCAAAAAUCAAUUCAUUGACAGAAUGGGAUCUCAUUUUUUCAACUGCUACCAGUUCAAUGAAAAAGAACUUAUUUAUCGAAGAAUAUUUUGAUGGUAAUGAAAUUGAUGUGGAUCUUAUUUUACAACACGGCGAAAUUAAAUUUUUGUCUAUUAGUGAUAAUAACUGUCCAUUGAAUGAUACAUUCAUGCAAGAAACAGGUUCAUGUAUACCAAGUCGUCUCCCUCUGGAUAUUCAAUAUAGAACAUUAGAAAUCGUGAAACAUUUAAUUAAAUGUUUUGAUCUUCAAAAUGGUUGUCUUCAUUUAGAGGCCAAAUGCAGUAAAGAACUGACUAUGCCAAUUGAAAUAAAUAUGCGGCUUGGAGGUGCUGAAACAUGUGUAAUGGUUCAACAAUGUUAUCGAAUUAAUUUAAUUGAACUGAUAUUAAAUGUAGCACUUCAAAUACCAAUUACUGGUAAUAGCUGUGACGAUAUUGGAGAUAUGAUUGUUCGUCCAUUUGAUCAAUAUCUAGCCAGUAUAAAUUUUCAUUCAUUAGAAAAUGGUUUGGUUAAAUCAAUUGACGUUGAUAAAUCAUUGUAUCAAGAGAAACGAAUGAAAGAAUUAGUUAUAUUUAAACAGGGUGGGGAUACCAUCACGGUACCACCCAUGGGCUUUGAUUCGUGUUAUGGAUGGUUGGUCGUAUCUAGUAACGAAAGUCAAGAUGAUGCUGAAAAUUAUUUAGAAAUAUUAGCACCGAAAAUUCGAUUACAUUUGGAAAAUUUAUGA